Molecule: messenger RNA, 1050 nt
Organism: Haliotis rufescens (red abalone)
Lineage: Eukaryota; Metazoa; Mollusca; Gastropoda; Lepetellida; Haliotidae
Product: RYamide receptor-like
Exons: 4
Coding region: 1-1050 (349 amino acids)
Biological process (GO): neuropeptide signaling pathway
Cellular component (GO): membrane
Molecular function (GO): neuropeptide receptor activity
Source: RefSeq, a predicted model, not a curated record
AUGUACGCGCCUUCCUCCAGCCCCAACACAAGCUUGGACGCCCUGUUUCAGUGGUUGGAAGAGAGUGCCCAUCCAACAUCUCUGCAGGAGACCACUGGCCUCAUCUGCAUGUACGUCGCUUCCGCAUCUUUCGCCAUAGCCGACAACAUCAUCGUUCUCGUCAUCCUUGGCCAGACCUUGGGCCGCCGGUCCCAGAUAUUCGUUUACCAGAUGAACCUUGCCCUGGCAGACCUACUGAUUUCCGUGUUCUGCGUACCCUUCACCUUCGCUCAGGCCCACGUGGGGUACUGGGCGUUCGGGAGCAUCACCUGCCCCCUCAUCCUCUUCUUACAGCUGUGUUUUGUAAACGUCAGUGCCUACACAAACGUAGCCAUAGGUAUGGACAGGUUCUUUGGGGUUAUUUUCCCCCUCAAGUGGAAGCCCACAGUGAACCAGCGGAAGGUGAUUGUGUUUCUGGUGUGGUCCUUCUCCGCCAUGAUCGCCUUCCCGGAGGUCGUUGUAGGUCGGAGCAAAGAGCAGGACCUGGGAAAUGGCACCCAGCCGCUGUGUAACGAGUACUGGCGGACCCCGAGACAGAAGGAGAUGUACACCCUGGCUGUGGUCCUCCUCACCCUCAUCCUGCCCCUCACAACGCUCGUCAUCACCUACUCGUGCGUGGUGUACAGGCUGUGGAUCCGGGAGACGCCGGGCAACGCCGACAUCAGGAGGGACAGGAGGCGGUUGUCCUCGAAGAAGAAGGUGACCCGGAUGUUGAUCAUCGUGGUUGUCAUGUUCGCCGUGUGCUGGCUGCCACUUCAUCUGUUCAACCUCCUCGUCGACUUUUACCCCGACCUCCUCCAUUCCGCCCCCGAACACGUUGUUCAAACGGUGUUUUUUUCCUUCCACUGGGUCGCCAUGUCACACGCCUUUAUCAACCCUGUCAUCUACCUCACGGCAGACGCUGACUUCAGACUCCUCUGUACAACCCCUGUUGAAUCCCUUCCAUCCAGCUCCCCUGUACAACCCCUGUUGAAUCCCUUCCAUCCAGCUCCCCUGUACAACCCCUAUUGA